CCCUUCUCCCUUACCGACCGCCAUAUUGUUGUGCGAGACUUCGUGUGUGCACUGCACGUAUUCCGGUUCCUCACCGACUUUGCUAACCAGCGCGUGUCGCCCUGCGUAACGACGCUUUUUUCGCGGACGGUGUCUCGGUAAAUCGGCAAACAUUUCGCGCAAAGGCAGCAUGAAGAAGAUCAAGGAUUAUUCAGACGAGGACGAUUACGAGGUGGACGAUCCGGACUAUCCGGAGGUCGAGGGCGCCUCCGAGGAGGAGUGGACUCCAGAGCCCGGGACCGAGGCUGGCACUAAAGUAAGGCCACAGAGAGGAACGGCAAAAAAGCGACAGCAUUCUGAGGAGGAGGACGAGGAAGAAGAGGAUGAGGAGGAAGAGGAUGAAUUCGAGGAAGAUGAAGAAUCUGAUUCUGAUGGAGGGAAAAAGUCAAAGAGGAAAAAACGCUCUAAGAAAGAGGAUGAUGAAAAGGAGGAAGAGGAGGAGGAAGAUUCUGAUGACAACAGUUACAAUGAAUCUGGAGAGACUCCAAAAGAAUACACAUCUGGUUCCUUUGUACUUGCAAAAGCUGACCUUGAAUCCAAUAAGAAUAAAGAAGAUAAUUUAUCUAGUAAGGGUAAGUCUGAUGUGGAAACGAGCACUUACCCAACCUUGUGGAGGAUAGAUGGAAAAGCAUUGCUCCAAAAGUUUCUACCUUUCGAGGAAGAUGGGAAAGUACUGUACAAAAGCACAACGACGUAUUCUGGAUGGCAACAAAGUAACAAAGACAAUUACAUUGCGGUCCAGGUGUCCUUCAAAGUGCAAAGUAGACAAGAGACAAUUGUUGAACUUCAUUUUGAUCCAUCGCAACCACAAGAAGUAAAGGAUGAUAAAGAAGACUAAAUUAGAUUGUGUUUACCCUCUUAUUUGUUUAUACGUUUUAAGAAAACAUAAGUUGUAAGGAAAGAUCAGAAAGAAACAUCCACAUCUACAUGUACACAUUCACGAACAUUUACAAUUUACACAUACACAUGGAUGAAGUUUAUGACAUGGUACUGUGUAGCAGGUUCAUAUUUAAAAUAUAAGAUUGGAUGGACCAUGGCUCUGAAUUUAUUACUGAGGGGUUAGCUUUAGCUAAUAAUUAAUAUCUCUGAACAGAAUAUACGUGUGAGCUUCAAUUACCAAGAAAGCUACUCGUAAGCAUGUGUCGUAUUUACGGAGUUUAGUAAAUGCAAUACCCAAUGAUUUGAUAAUUUUGUGUCAUCGACAGAAAUUCAAUGUUACCUAGCGUAAAGGAUACAUGUUGAAUGUUCGAUUACUUUUUUUAUGAUGUCACUGUUGGUCUGUUUAAACUAUUUUGCAGAUGCAGCGUUUGCAGAUUGGCCUUGUAACCUAUGUAGCUAUUUCAAGCGCGCCCUUAGUCAGAAAUAAAUGGGAACUAUCAUGUUUCAUAUUAUAGCCAAAAAAACAGUUUCAAGUUCGAUAUGAAUAUACAAAAUGCAAAUUGAGUCUCGUAAAUUACAUUGAUUAUAAAUGUGGCAAAUAUUUAUAAAUACGACUAUAAUAUAUAUAAUAUAUAUAUCUCUUCUUUCAAUCAGACCUAGAAUUAGAAAAAAAUGUUAACUAAUAUACAAAAGAUAUAAAAAAUAAAAAGCUAUAGAAAGCAUUUCUUACGGUUCUCACUAACUGCUAUGGGCGACGCUAGUUCUUGUGUGUCGCUUAAUCAUAAAAUGUAACAAAAAUUAGCAACUUCCAGAGUAACUUGCAUUUAUGUUUUAUCGAACUUGUAAAGAGAAUUAGUUGUAUAAAGUUAACUUAUAUUAUUUUUAUUGAUCAUAUUUUGUUUUCGUUAUUAAAAAUAGUUCGAUCUCAAAAUCUGUCUGUCUGUCUGUCUACAAAAUUGUGUUACUUCGCAUGUUGAUAAAAAAAAACGAUAUAGUUUCGCGAUUAUUUGUGACAAGUAAAAGCACAUUUGAAAUAGAUACCUGAAUAUUUUGUAGUAUAAGCAUUUUGUUUCUAUACAAAAGUAUUGUAAUUUAGUAGCGUGUUUAGCUGAUAAAUGCGAGUUAUGGUUAAUACACAUAAAAAAAAAUACGAAACUCAAUUGUGGUAAAUAUUUAUUGAGUUCUCCCACAAUUGUACAUUGUACCUUAAUACUACAAUGCAUCUAUUCUGUUUAUAUAAUUACUUUCUUGUGUACUUUAUAUAAGUAAUACAUAUAUUUAGUAGAAUUUCAUUAUUUGAUAAGAUUGUAAGAAAUCAGAAAAUAUAUCAUAGACUGAUUUAUCAUGUAAAAUGUGGAUGUUUAUUAUGGAAAAUUUAUUGUGUAAAUGUUAACAAAGUUUUUGAUUUAUAUUGGACCAUUUGUUGAUAAUUUUACAUUUCUGCGCAAACUAUGUGGUUUUUUAAAUAUGACAAAAUAAAAUACAUUUUUUUUAUUAAUCGACGAUGUUAUGACUUAAAAAAAAUUAAAUUCGUAUUUAGUAAUAUUAAACUUCCAAUUGAUGUUAGCAUUUUUCCAAUCGAUGUAAGCAAAUUAAAUAAAAAAAAUGGACAAACUUA
This is a messenger RNA of Monomorium pharaonis (pharaoh ant), 2536 nucleotides long. RefSeq names its product FK506-binding protein 3. The record is from RefSeq and is a predicted model, not a curated record. The transcript is spliced from 5 exons. Lineage: Eukaryota; Metazoa; Arthropoda; Insecta; Hymenoptera; Formicidae. Bases 170 to 877 code for a protein of 235 amino acids.